Neltuma alba is the source of this 1508-nucleotide messenger RNA. RefSeq names its product putative G3BP-like protein. Bases 194 to 1312 code for a protein of 372 amino acids. NCBI's taxonomy places the organism in Eukaryota, Viridiplantae, Streptophyta, Magnoliopsida, Fabales, Fabaceae. Gene Ontology annotation, molecular function: mRNA binding. Gene Ontology annotation, cellular component: cytosol; ribonucleoprotein complex. The record is from RefSeq and is a predicted model, not a curated record. The transcript has 9 exons.
CUCUAUAUAAGCUCCUCCCUCUUAAACCCUCUCUCUCCUUCUCGCGUUUCUCCUUUCUUCGCGCUCUUUAGUAAGAUCCAGAAGCAAAACCCUAGCGAAGAAGGAGCUGAGAAGCCGUGAGAGCUACGCGUGUAAAUUCCUCCUCCUCUUCACAACCCGCGAUCCAUUCUCGGUUUGCUUGACAUAUUUGGUGAUGGCAUCUUCAGAGCAGCCAGCGCCCGCUCAGAGUCAUCCUGCAGCUCAUAUUGUUGGGAAUGCCUUUGUGGAGCAGUACUACCAUAUGCUGCAUGAAAGCCCUGAACUUGUGCACAAGUUUUACCAAGAUGUUAGUAAGCUGGGUCGCCCUGAAAAGGAUGGUAUAAUGGGCAUUACAACCACAAUGCAAGAUAUUAAUGAGAAAAUACUAUCGCUGGAUGAGUUCAUUGCAGAGAUCAUAUCCGUGGACGCACAAGAAUCUUAUGGUGGGGGAGUUCUUGUCCUUGUCACUGGGUUUAUGAUUGGAAAGGACUGCAAGAGGCAAAAAUUUUCACAAUGUUUCUUCCUUGCACCUCAAGAGAAAGGGUACUUUGUCUUGAAUGAUGUAUUCAGAUAUGUUAAUGACAAUGAAAACCAGCACUCCAUUGAUGACGUUGAAGCUCCUGCCACUCCUCCUGAUAAUGAUCCUUCUUUGAAGAAGAUUCAUGUUUCUGAGCAAAUAGUACUAUCAGCUGAGGAUGUCAGUGGAGAGGAGGUAUACAAUCCUGAAAAUGGGCAAGCAUCAUUUGAAGAAGAAGAAGAAGCUCCUGUACCUGAGGUGGUUGAUGAAAUUCCUGAUGAUUCACUAGUGGUCGCUGGUUCUACUUCUAUUAUUGAAGAAGUGCCUAAGAAGUCAUAUGCCUCUAUUGUCAUGAAGGAGAGGGCUGCACCUGCACCAUCUCCUGUGGCAACUACUCCUGUGAGAUCUGCCCCUAAGAGCCUGGAGCAACAUGUGGCUGCUGCACCUCCAGCACCUAUUGUGUCUGAAAUGAAUGGUUCUAGCACAGCUGUUGUUGAACCGGGAAACAGUCAAGAAACUGAAGCUGAGGGUUAUUCUAUUUUUGUAAAAAGUCUGCCAUCACAUGCUACGCCUUCUCUUCUGGAGAGCGAGUUCAAGAAGUUUGGUCCUAUUAAGCGUGAUGGUAUCCAAGUUAGAACCCAAAGGGGAUUUUGCUUUGGCUUUGUGGAGUUUGAAGUGGCUAGUGCUGUGCAAGGUGCACUUGAGGCUUCACCAGUUGUUAUCAGUGGGCGCAAAGUCUUUGUUGAGGAAAAGAGAUCAACUAAUCGAGGCAAGUAGUUAAUUUAUUUUAUUUUUUCAAGUUGAACUUGGUAUUAUUGGAGGUUAGAUUGCCAAUGCGCAGUUUAUAGACAUGCUUGACAUGUGAACAAGAUUGCUGUUUGGCUUGGGGCGAGGAUUAGACUAUUUGCAUUCUAUUACAUUUUGCUUCAGGAUUUCACCCUAUGUAAUUUUUGGUCAGAUCCAGGCCAAGGUU